AUGUGUAAUCAAUAAAUUGAGCCAACAAUUAUGUGAUCAGAAAAGAAAACAAUUAUAUUUUCUUCUAUUGAACUAAUUACAAGUGUAGUGGACAACAGGCUUUAUGUCAUCGCCUUGUGACCGACGCGAUAACUGGCCGCUAUCAAGCAACACAGUUUGAUUGUUUAUGUAAAUCACUAGUAAUUUAACCCCAGAGAGAUGAAGACACUUGAAAAUAUUAUAAUUUAUUUAAGUGUUGUAUAAAACUUGAGUUUCUAGAACAAAGAAGACUAACGAACAGAAUAAAAAUAAAUUAUUUUUUAAAUCUAGUGUCAAAGUCAACUUAUUAGAGUAGGUAGUGUAGAAAUUAACAGUGCACAAGUUGGUGAUAUUGGUAACUGGCAAAGCGUGAGUGGUGCUUAUGAAUGGAGGGUGCCAACAUGGCGGAGGGACGGGUGAUGGGGCGACGCUUUGUGCUAACACUGGUGAUCGGGAUAUCGGCAGGUUUUAGUUUUGCCUACAUUCUGUUAACGUCGGCCGGAGUCAACCGGGACGUGGCCUGGUCUGUUUACAGAGAAUCAUCACGAGAUCUGGACAGGCACCCAAUAGUGAACGUGGUCGAACACAGCAGCGAUGAGCCCGUCCACCGUGAUGAGGACCGCUCCGUGGCCGACGAGCUCGCUAAGCGGGUCAGGGUUCUGUGCUGGGUGAUGACGCAGCCCAGCAACCACCAGAGGAAAGCCAGACAUGUAAAAGCGACGUGGGGGAAGCGGUGCAACAAACUUCUGUUCAUGAGCACCGCUGAAGACAGCUCCCUGCCCGCCGUGAAGCUUCCAGUGCACGAAGGUCGGGAGUACCUGUGGGCCAAGACGAAGGCGGCCUUCCGCUACGUGUACGAACAUCACCGCAGAGACGCCGACUGGUUCCUCAAAGCUGACGAUGAUACAUAUGUGGUGGUGGAGAAUCUCCGUCAUAUGCUGUCGGAGCACGAUAGCUCGGAGCCGAUAUACUUCGGGUGCAGAUUCAAACCGUUUACACCACAGGGCUACAUGAGCGGCGGCGCCGGGUACGUGCUGAGUCGUGAGGCUUUGGAGAGGUUUGUGAACAAGGGGCUCCCCUCACCGCACCUCUGCAAGGCGAGCGACCACGGCGCUGAAGACGCCGAGAUGGGUAUCUGCAUGGAGCACAUCGGCGUGAAGGCUAUGGACUCGCGAGACGCUCUCCACAGAGGGCGCUUCUUCCCCUUCGUGCCCAAAACUCAUCUUUUUCCAAACAGGGACAAGAGCUUCUGGUACUGGAAGUACAUAUACUAUCCGACAGAUGAGGGGCUGGACUGCUGUUCCGACCACGCGGUGUCGUUCCAUUACGUGGAGCCUGAGCAGAUGUACGUGUUGGACUACCUCAUAUACCACCUGCGGCCGUACGGCGUUCGAUACGGAGCGGCGCGGGACGAUCACAACCGCUCACACACCCCCUACUAAUCAAGGGGGGUUUACCUGUAUAUAAAUGAAAGUGAUUCCAUUUUAACGACACAUACAAAUAAAUGACAGCUAUAUUAUGAGACAUUCCAUCAAAGAGGAUAUAAAUACUACGUAAUAAGAGUCGGGACCGCGUGAAUAGUAAUUACAAUAUGGCGACUAAGUAUAUAUAAUCCGGCUAUGUUUCAAAGCGAAGAGUUGCUUAAAACGUAGAGGAUUUCACUUAUCUCCGUUUUUUACAAGAAUAAUCUUGUUCACGGCUAUAAAGCCACCAUUUGUUAAUCUAUCAAUGACUGCAUGUUUCAUACAAUUGCAUACAAUCGCUUUUUUCUUAGAGAGUUUCGCAAGGCUGCAUUCUAUAAUCUGACGAUCGUAGUGCGAUUAGAUUGGGGCGUUAUCACUGUACGCUUUAUGAGAUGCGUUUCGACUCGGAUUAUUUCCUUUAUGGGCAUCUGAUUCGCGCCGGUAUUAUAUUAUAUAUCAGGGUUUAUUCUGAAACAUACGCAUCCCAUAAUACCAUAGUUUGCAUAGUUAGUUACCAAAGUUAUCAUAGUUAUGUUCAAAAUGUUUUCUUACCGAGUUCAAUCUCAACACAGAGACAAAGCUCAGAUUUUGAUUUCAACAAUCAUUUCACGACUUUGUCAUAAAUUUUUCAUAUUUGUUUAGUAUCACUUCAAGGACAAAUAUGUUUGGGGAAAUAUGUAGGGGCGUUAAAAUAUUGCUUGUGUUUACUGGACUAGUCAUCUACUAGGUUAAGUUAGAUAUUUACAGCCUUACAAAUAAAACUUGGUAUAAAAUAUACCUGAGAAUAAACAAAGAAUAUGCCAAAUGUUGACACUAUAUCGCUGACAACACAACAACAAUUAUUCUGAAUUUUUCCGAAUGUCAGGUAGCCUUGCAAAUAAACGCGGGAUAUGUACUACAUAAUAAGCAAAAUGUCUUUUUGUAAACAUUUUUCAUAUUCUUGGUUAAUUCUGAUUUAUAAUUUUAUAGCAAGUUUAACUGUCAGGCCGCUUGAGUUCGCGAAGCAAUACAAUUUUGGGCGAUGACCGAAUACACCUGUCUCUGUCACUUGCUUGCAAUUAUUAUCUCUGUCUCGUUCAUACCAGGGGCUAAGGUUAUUAACCGAAAUUAUCAUUGUUUUGCGACUACACAGUGCGAUAUGCGUACUAUAUCACUGCAUAAUAUAUAGUAUAACAUAUUAUUUAAUAUAUUUAUAUAAAAUUGCGUUUGUAGUAAAGUAAGGUAGUAAAUUUGUAUAGGACUUUACAAAUUUAAUAUAUUCCUAUUAAUUUUAAGAUUGUGUAGUAAUAUAAAAUAUGUAUUAACAUUUGUAAACAAUUUGUUAUAUUUUGAACUGAUAACCCUCACUUCUGGGAUUAAUUGCACAAAAUAAAUUUGAAUUCAAAAUAUAUGAACGAUGCGGGACUCGCACCCGAGAUAUCAACGAUAAGCAACUCGAACGGUUGGCUCAGUGAAAAAAGCGUUCGCACGGAACGCGAGUGGCCUCGGGUUCGAGUCCCGCAUUCUUUAAUAAAUUUUGUUCUCAAAUUUAAUUUGUGCAAUAAAAAUUUAAAGUAAUCGAGAACUGAAUAGGUUUUUCAUGCAUUUGAAUAAAUUAAUGCAAAAUAUUGUUAAUGUUUCCAAAUAUUAACAGACAGAAAAUAUUUAGACGGAAGUUGUUAUAUAUAUAUGUUGUGAAUAUAUAAGUUUCGGGUUUUUAAUUCUGCAUUUUUCAAACCCAACAAUGUAAAAGACAUAGUUAUAUAAUAUUUAUAUUAAGUUAUUAUUUUUUAGUUAAAUAGCACUAGUCUUACUGAAAGCAAUCCAAAGAUUAUCGUAUAAGUACGUAAAUGACUGCAUAUGACGCAUGUUUGUGAUAAUUGUAAUGAUAAAAGACCAUUAAAACCAUGCACGUCACUUAACAGACACAUGUGACACUCCAUGUUCAGUCUUAAGGUACGGGCGCAGUGAUAUGUAAACGGAGUCAUGGUGCACCACGUACACCUUAGUGUUUCCAAUUUUUGGUUGCUAUUGAGGCUGCAUAAUAUUUUUGCUCCAUAAUAAAUAACAAUAAAUUAAAAAUACUUUUUAAGUUUAUAAAUACAUCAUAAAAUAACAAUAAGUAUUAUGUUAUCCAAAAUUCUAAAUAGCAAGUUGGUCCACUAUUACAAACAAAAUGUGCGUAUGUGAAAUCUCGCUUCGUUGAACAUAAAAAUAAUAUGUUACUGUUUUGCAUUGAGGCUGAGAUCUAUAGACCGAACUUGUUCAGUCUCGUGCCAGAUUAUGGCGAGACAACACGUACUGAUGAUGCCUCGUGUAGAGGCGAAACACGUGUCGAAUUGUUUAAAAACAAUUAACACUAAAGAAAACUUAAAACAUUUGUAUACGAACUUGUAAAACUUAUCUGAUUAUGAUAUAACGCGAACUUGACUUUUGUAUUCGACUGUCAUAUAAAGUUCAGUAUAAUUUAAGCUGUCAAAGGGCUGUAAAAAUGAAACAAAAGAUUUACGUUAAAGUUUUACGUCAGUAUAGUCUAAGUACGCUCUAUUGAUCGGUUUGAAUGUGAACAGUAACACAAUUAUAAAUGAAUAUACGUAAGUUAACGUCACAUUAUAAAUAAGUAAUUAUAUACAUUCAUUUAUGUACUGUAAGCAAUUUUUAUACCUCAGAUUAAGGAUUGAUCUCCGCUGCGCUCCAUCUAUACCGUAUAAACGAUGCCGUGGGCGUAGUCGCAAAGUGUGGCAACUAAUACAACGCCUAAGUGGGCGUACUCGAGCCAGUCUGGAACAAUGUGUGACGUUGGCUUGCCACAUGUUCUGUUAAACUUUGCUAAUAAUGGAAACUAGAAUGCCGGGUUGCGUAGUAUAACUUUGUAAAAAUAAUACUACAAGCAAUAAGAAAGACACUGGUUUUAGUCAUCAAUAUUUUGUAUUUUAUUUAUUUCAAGGCUAAAUAACACAAAGCGUAUGUUAAAAAAUUUGAAAGAUGCCAUUGAGUGUCAAGAUGCCACGUACACAAGCAUAUAAUAGUUGCGGUAAUAAAAGCUAUUGUUCUGAGGUAGUGCGGUAUCUAGUUGCAGCGGAGACCAAUCCUUAAUCUUAGAUAAUGAUAUUAUUAUUUUGGACUAUCAGAAAAUGAUUAUUAUAAAAAUAACAUUCCAAUAGUGAGAUAGCAUUUAAUAUUCACACUCAAGCAAUUGUGUACAAAAUAUUGUAAAGUAUAUAAUUCAGGUAUUCUAUUUCUAUACUACUUCUACAGUUUUUUCAAAGUAAAAUAUAGGCAGCUUAUCACCAAAGUGUUACGAUUCUAAAGUAGUAGCAAGUGAAAAUAAGGUCAGUAUCUAUAUAUAUAAGGAAAAUAUAUAGUAGCUACAAAAAAAACUAAAAAACACGCUUUUUAUAGAAAACCGAAUUAAAAAUUAACACAAAUUCCUGCCUUAUAGACGGUAGAUGAAAAUAAUAUAAAAUAACAAAAAUCUUAUUUUGCAAAUCGAAAAAUGGAAUAAUUUUAUCAAAUUAAUGUAUUGUCAUCGGUUUGAACGAAAUCUGUCUGUUUAAAGUGGGCAAAAUGAGUUGGUUACAAACAAACAUACAUACAGGUGAAGCUAAUAAAAUGCGUGUAAUAACAAGUUUAUUACAAGCAGUUGGCAGUUGCAUACCUAAUAAUAUGUAAUCAAUAUACAUACUUUUAUACAAUAUAUUAAAAUAAUAGAAAUGCUGCUAUAUUAACCUCGUUAAGUAUAAUUUUAUCUUGUAUCUAUCUUCAUGUCUUACAAUAAAACCAAAGAUAAAAAACUCAGGCUUAAAUAUGUUGAAGAAUUACGCUAUAAGCUUAGUUAUUUGAUUUGAAUAAUAUGUACUUUUUAUAUUAUAAUAAAUCUUAUUUUUUGUUGUCAUUGUCCAGUUAAAACUUGAUAUAUUUAUAGGCAAUAUAGAAAAUAAUCAAAUAUGAAAAAGCUAUCAUGCUUUACAUUUAUGUCUUGUCCAAAAUAAUCUACGACACUCGCCUGCGGUUCCGCUUUUUACUUGCCUUAAUUUUUUUAUGCCAUGUAGUUAUUGACGUUUAAUAAACUACUAGUCUCCCAAUCGGCUAUUAAAAGGUCGUCAAAAAAUGUCGGAGCGGCAUCUUACAUUAACUUAUAAACAAAUACAGAAAACAUUAAAACAUUCACUCAAAUUAACACCUUAUUUCGUGGCAGUAAUGUCCAGUCUACUGUAUACGCUCAUUAGAAGCUCAGACGCGAACACGAGGCAAGAACAAUGCUUAGCAAUUGAAAUGUUUUAGAAAAAUGAUUAAAAAUGUCAAAUUCGUUUUGGUAAUUUGAAGGGGUAUAAGUACCCCAGUAACAUGGCAUAUUGUAUUGGACAGUUUUUCACUGAACACUUAGUCAUUGCGUGGCGUUGUAUUCAAAGCGAGGCAAUUAACAACUAAAAGUAAACUCUGCCUAAAAGACACGUAGGCAGUUUUGCUUUAGACAAUUGAGCGCGAUUGUGAGUUACGCCACAAUGCAUAUAGUAUAAAAUUUGAGUGGAAAAGAAUGCCGGCGGUGGGAAAGAGUGGCAACGCCAUUUUAGAUAUUUUUUUCUGGAUUGCUUAAAAUUAUUAGUUUGACAUUUGGAUGAAAAUCGCAGCUAUAUAUUGCGUGAACACCUCCUUUAAAAAAUAUGAUAUUAUUCUGGAGUAUGGUUUUUUUAGCAUUUGUGAUUAUAUUGAAUCUCUCAGUUUAUAUCUUUGAAAAGCUUUUAUAAUAUUUAUAUUAUUUUUCCUACUUUUUUUGCUCAAUUUAUUGUAUUGUGAUUUUAAAUAUAUUUGAAAUUUGGUUUGAA
Molecule: messenger RNA, 6286 nt
Organism: Leptidea sinapis
Lineage: Eukaryota; Metazoa; Arthropoda; Insecta; Lepidoptera; Pieridae
Gene: C1GalTA
Product: glycoprotein-N-acetylgalactosamine 3-beta-galactosyltransferase 1
Exons: 8
Coding region: 405-1460 (351 amino acids)
Cellular component (GO): membrane
Molecular function (GO): N-acetylgalactosaminide beta-1,3-galactosyltransferase activity
Source: RefSeq, a predicted model, not a curated record